AUAUUUGCAUUUUACUUUUACAAAUUAAAUUAGUGUAUAACUAUAUUAUGUACUAGUGCGUUUAAUUCGUUUAUUAAUUACGAGGAAAAUUUAGUACAUCGAAAUUAUAGCAAUUUUUUUAUUCUAUAGAUAUCUAAAAAAUAGCAUCGAUUCCAUCUCUGCUCCCCCACUUCCUCUCCCAAGUGAGCAAGUGCAAUGAACGAUCAGGAGAGUGCGGAGGGAUGAACCAGUGACGUAUCACGCGCAAGCGUCCGACGUCACCGUCGACGAUACAUUAUCGGGAUGUACGAAGAGGGAACGAAAGUGUGCGCGUAGGUGCGGAUCAAAAUCGGGGGCGCGAUUUCCCGAAUCUUCUUCCAAGCGCCAACGAAUCGCUCUCAAACAAUGUUAUGAUAUCAUCUCAAUAUGAAUGAGCAAUUUGAAUAUUAAAUUAAAUUAAUUAGUAAAAUUCAUUCAAGAUUGUAAUAACGAUUGAGCUGUACGCGGUCACUAAUUGAUGUGCCUGAAAAAUAUCAAUAAAAGACAAUGGGAUCAAUGGUGACAUUUAAUCGCGCGAUGGUGAGCAGCCAUCCCGGGCAAGCGCUAAUACAGUAAAGGGACAAAAGGGUUGCGGGGCAGGAGGAAGGGCGAGGGCAAGGGCGAGGAUGCGGCGCCACGAUGUGUUGUUCGCGUUAAAGGAACGAGGAGGGGGUGCAAAGUAGGAAGAACAGGGAGGAGGAGAGAGCGAGCUCGGUGCAUGUGAGGGAGAGGGAGCGGAAGCAAGCGAGAGAAGCGAGAGGGAGAGAGAUACGUAGGUGAUACACACACGCACGAUGGCCGUGCGCCGAGACGGCGAGGCCAGGUCGCGACGGCGACAGUGAGGGGGACGGCCGAGUCGCAGCCGCGGGGCGUAAAUACGUGUGCGCGGCACCGGGAUGCCCGGUUGAUCCCGGUGGGACACGCGCGAUCGUAUGCGGACACGAGGGAUCGACGGAACAUCGCUGUGGUGACGACGACGACGACGACGACGACGACGACGACGACGACGACGACGACGACGAAAACCGAAGACGGCGCCGGCGGGCGGGUUUUCACGUUCGAAUCGAUAAUUCGAGCGCGAUCGUGGGCAGCGUGGCGGACAAGAGACUCCCUCAAAUAAGGAGGACUUCGGACGAGUCUCGCGGGUCCACCCUCGCCCGCUCAUCUUCUUCCUCUAUCUUCGCCUCCUCUUUCCGUGGGAUACGAAUUACGUGACGAAGUGAUAAGGGAGCUCACGGCGGCAGCGAACGCAUCGUCGCUACCCUAGUUUUAAUAUCAGUGCCGCGCUACCUAUAUCCGGCGGUACACCCUCGGGUCUUCCGGCUGGAGUACGGUACUCGUGAUACAUAACAGCAGACGGCGACGAUGCACGGCGAUAAAGGGUUGCAGACAAUGAGAUGCAGAUCGCGUAAUCUGCAGGCGCGUCGCAGGAGGUGGCCUUUACGAUUGGGCCUUUUCCUGAUUUACGUCCUCAUACAGUAUGUUUCCUCCACGAAAGUUCCUUCUUCGACCGAGACGACAGUAAUGCCGUCAUCGAGUUCUGCGAAAUGGACAUCGGAGCCACCGGUAUCUCCGAUCAUCUCCACCGAGGAGGAAGAACCGAUAGAAGAAGACUCGACGGUCACCGAGGAAGAAUCGAGGAAGACAGGCCAUACGGAAAGAUCUAAAACCGAAACGUCAAAGGGUCUUGGGCGCGCGAAAACCGAGACGGGCGUGAGAGAUCUGUCUAAGGAAACCAAGAUCAAGGAAAAGGAAACCGAGACACUACCGCCGAAACAUGAUCAAAACAACAUCACCACGGUUGCUCCAACCACUCAAAUGACUACGAGAUAUCCGUAUCCCACGGUGAGACCGCGAAGAACCAAUUGUUCGGCACCCGCCAUAGAGCAGUUUCCACGACCGUUGAUGGGCCCCGAAGCCAGAAAACACGGCGGGCUUAUAAUACACAUUCUGGCUGCUAUCUACACGUUCCUAGGUCUCGCAAUCGUCUGCGACGAUUACUUCGUUUCGAGUCUAGAUAGGAUCUGCGAAGAACUGAGAUUGUCUCCCGAUGUCGCCGGUGCCACUUUUAUGGCGGGCGGCGCUUCUUUCGCCCCACCGGACGACAUCGGAGUCAGCGGCGUUAUCGGCAGCGCUGUCUUCAAUAUAAUGUUCGUUAUAUCGAUCUGCGGCCUAUGUUCCGCGACGGCCGCAAAGUUGAAUUGGUGGCCUCUCUGUCGAGACUGUUUUUUCUACGCUAUUUCGAUCCUCGUGAUGCUCGGUACGAUUUACAACGAGUCUAUAUCUUGGAUGGAAUCCCUCUUCAUGUUAAUCAUGUACGCAGUUUAUUGCGUGGCGCUCUCGUUCAAUGUUAAAUUGGAACGUUGGGCGAAAUCGUACAAUAUUCCGUUCCUGCCGAAAGACGAUGAACCCGCUGAGGAAAGCGCUCUAGUGAGCUACAGAUCCUUACAGGAGGAUCGAUUAUCCUACACUGGUCCUAACUCGCCGGUCACCGAGCAAAUGAAGAAUCAAGAAGGAAAUGGCAUUCAAGAAACGAUUGAACAACAGCAGCAGCAACAACAGCAGCAACAGCAACAGCAGCCGCCGGCACCGAGGCAGCCUGAGUAUUACAAAGCAAAAGAGCCCAAUCCUAACGAAGUAUCGCCCCUUGUGAUGCCAACGGAUGGUAGCAAAUGGACCUUGUUCACUUGGGGCCUCGUGUACCCCAUCCACUUCAUGUGCCGGGCGACAAUGCCAGAUUGCCGGCAAGAAAAGUGGCGGAGCUGGUACCCUUUCACGUUUUGUAUAUCGAUGAUCUGGAUCAGUUUCUAUAGCUACAUAAUGGUGUGGAUGAUCACGAUUAUAGGCAGUACUCUAGGCAUUCCCGACACCGUGAUGGGAUUGACUUUCGUUGCCGCUGGUGUGAGUGUGCCGGACGCCCUUUCCUCAUUGGCGGUCAUUAAAGAGGGUCUUGGUGACAUGGCGGUCAGUAACGCCGUAGGUAGCAAUGUUUUCGACAUCUUGGUAUGCCUCGGUCUUCCGUGGUUCAUACAGACCGCUAUGAUACAGCCCGGCUCACACGUUAAUGUUACCAGCAGAGGUUUAACAUAUUCGACCCUUUCUCUACUGUCGACGGUAUUAUUCCUGGUACUGGCAACACACUUUAAUGGCUGGAAGUUGGACCGACGAUACGGCGUGGUCUUAAUGAUCUGGUACUUAAUAUUUAUCGUGUUCGCGUCGCUCUACGAGCUCAACGUCUUCGGCGAGAUGAAUCCGCCAGUAUGCCCUAGCAUGUUUUAAUGUAAAGACGCCUCGUUCGUUUCCGACCUUUGCUUUGCUCAAACGUGGAAUGAUCGUCCGGAGCAAGAAUCGUUCCGGCCGAUUGGUCCACGAACGAUGACGCACGCACGGUCGUAGAUCAUCGUAAAUGCUCAGCGACCUCAUUCGUAUGUCCCUUUCCCCUUCUUCCUACUUAAUAACGAAGACAGCGAGAGACAGAUGAGCUUAGAAGGUAGCUGCAUGUCGAAAAGAAGCACGAUUUUUAGCUUGCUGCGAAAUUGUUGAAGCGACCGUUUGAGAUUUUUAGAUAAGAGCAAACGGCUUAUGUCGUUGAGCUUUUUUUCUUUUUAGGCUGUUGUAGAGAAUCUAGACAAUAUGUGCUCGCGCGUGAGUACACAGGCAUUGUAUUCCAUUGGUGCUAUUGAAAGCGAUAAAAAAAAAGAGUAUUUUGCUUGCUUCCGUUCGACUAACGAGUCUCGAUUUCUUACAAUUAAUUGAAAGUACGGGAAACAUGAAUUUUUCCAAGCAACUAAGUUUUCGGACAGGCAAUACGGCUGUUAAGUUGUAAUUAUUAUCAGAUGACGUAUUGACAGUAUCGGCAGUUGUUUGCUAAAAUCAGAAAAUCGGCAUUAAAUCGACCGUCGCAAAGUUCCAAACUUCUCCAAUCUUAACUCUUAGCCACAGACCUCAUUGUACGUCGCGCGAGAUUUGUCCGAAUUGAUAUAGAAAAGAAAAUGUGAUACGUUUUAUAUCAUCCAUAUCGCGCAAAUGCCUGAGUACCAUGGAAGGGAAAUGCGUCUUGACAAUUAAUCGUUUUAUAUCCUAAACAUUAGAGUAAAAAGAAUCCAGUAGAAGUACGGCUUGUUAGAAUAGAUCUUAGAAGCGUCAUAUCUGCGGCUAAAUGUUAAGACUGUUAACGGUACUGUGCGAGUUGUCGAAAGUCGAUAUCAUUGUGGAAUUGUUACGAACAUGAAAUAAUCGACAAAAGCGGGCGAGAGAACUCUCUCUGUAACUGUCGUCGCAACGUUAAGCGCGAUCCUUAUCCUAUUAUCCGACAUGAUUUCAGAAUAUAACACCUACUCGUAUAUUUUUAAAAUAUAUUUUCUAUCACGGAGCGCGACGUACUGCGUAAAAUAUGAGAUAAAAGAAAAUAUCUUCGCGCAUUUUUCAAGAUGCGAAAGAUUGGGAUGUAUCGAUCUGUAUAUCGAUGUAUACAGGUUGUAGGCUAAUGUUAUAUUUUGUUAUAUGACACAUGUUUCAAAUUUUGAUUGUCUAUAGAAUAGAGAGAUCUGAGAAUCUCUCUCUAUCCUGUAGCCAAUUAACACGCUUGAAAUAGUCGUACGACAAAAAAAAAGGAACAAAUGUAAUAUUAGCUGUACAAGUCAGUUAUGAUUUAAUUCUUGUUUAAUUGAAAUGUGCUUUUGUCCGCCAUUCAAAUGACUAGAAGAGACGAGACUUCGCGAGAUCAAAGGAGAUCCCGCGUUAGCGCGAGUGUAAACGUAAAAUCACUUUUUUUCUAAAAGGGAAGCAAACAAAAAAGAAAGAGAAAGAUAAUGUUUUGAAGCGCAACGCAAAGAAUAAAUCGAGCGUAUUAUUCCCGAGUGACCGAGACUUAAUUCGAAUUCUUUGACAUCGACGAUAUGCGGAAACUUCGCGAGAAUGAUGGAGCAAGCGAAAUUUUAUUCGUGACCAAAAGAGACGGAGGAAGAAAGGGGGAGGGUGCGAGAGAAUUGGUUCUCCAUGAGGGCGAAUGAGCGCUGAAAGUGACAAUAAUUAACGCAGCCUUAUCCGAUGAAAGUAUCUACAACCAGCACUAUUAUACUGCGCGUUCCUUGAGACUGAUUCGCGAAGGGGUCACUUGUAAAUGGGUGGACGGGUACAAGAGAAACAUCCACCUACAGUGUAAUCAGCAUACCUCCGCUUCCGGGAUCCUUUGAUCUUUCGAGCGCGCUGGAAUCGACGAUAUCGAUGACGAGCUGCGGAAUCGCAUGACGGAAUUCCCGCAGGAAUUGCAAGAGAUGGAUAUCGAAAUUAAGAAAAAAAUUGACUCCUUUCGCAUUCCUUGUAUUCUAAAUUCGUUGUGAUUGGCCGGGAAGCAAUAAAAAAAUCACAAUAAUAUAAAUUAAAAUUUCAACAACAUUAAAUAUACGAAGGCAGUUUGAUAAAUCAAUGAUUUCGUUUUAACUUUUUUUUAUCAAAAUUUGACUUAUUUUUUUAAUAUAGUCUCCUUUUCAAAAAAUCAGAAUCGAAUUAUCGAACUGCCUAUGCGCGCGUACAGUGAAGAUACUAAAGAUAAAAAUAUUGCCCAAGAGAUAUUCGAAUUGUAUUCAAAUUGUAUUCAAAUUACUUAACGAAUAACUUGGAUUAAUACGAAUGGAUAGUCAAUGUUCCUAAAAAACAAAAUUAUUUUAUAUAUAGUACAAUUAUUGGCCCAAAAUUGGUCCAAUAUAUCCCCAACAUUUAACGAAUGUAUCCAAUAAAUUGUUAGAAUUAUAUUUAAGAAUCCUGCGAGCAUUCUGUCGAUACAGCUCGUUGGGCUGCAUCUUUAAUAAAUCGGCUGUUUCCUCAAUCGGAUGAUCGCGAGUACACAAGGAUCGCGCAGACGCUUUAGUGUGAUUAUAUAAAUUUAGCGUACGUAUAAUAUAUAUAUAUAUAUAUAAUAUAACGCGAAGAGAGGCUUAGAUCGCGUAAUGACUAUUGACCGUUCAACGUGUUUGUUCACUACGUUUGUCCGUUAUUGUUAGCGCGUUAGAGCGAUUUAUGCAUAUGAAUAUUAUUAUUAUUAUUAUUAUAUAUAUAUAUAUUCGCGUUGCGAUGCGUUUGAUGCCGAUGGCGAAGGGACCGAAAUGUAUCUCGAGACUCUAAGUAUAUUCUGCGAUCAAGGCGAAGAUGAAAGUGUAGCCGAAAACGAGUGCCUCAGCAUCGGACGCAUCGACGCACGGCUUCCAGAAUUUAGGAAGCGCCGCGCCGACCGAGUAAAAAGGCGCCUUAGAUCUUCAUUAAAAGCGGACCAGUCUCACCGUCGAUUUCGUGGGCUCUGUACCGCGGCGUCGACCGCAUAAUUCGAGGAGGAUACAUCGAACCUGGCGAACGAUUUCGUUCGCGCGUACGAAGAAACGAGGGGAGAAUCGUUAGGGGCACGCACCAUUAGGGGUUUCUUCGGCCUCCACCUCGAGAGCGCCCGCAAGUCGAAGGCUUUACGUGCGGUUAGCUACAACGAUUCGUGGAAACGCGUUUAUUGGACGGGAUUGUCACAAAAUUGGAAAUUAAGGAAAUCAAAGAAAUGUCAAGGAAAUUGAAAACAAUCAAGGAAAUCAGGGAAAAUCUGGAAAAUUAAAACUUUUGUAAAAAAGUUUAAUAUGCAUAUACAAUUUUGGAAAACUGUAUACUGUAUUUUUACUACUGACUUAACAAUUAAAUGCAAGCAGUGUCAGCAACAUUAAUGGUAAUUUACAUUGCUAUGCUAAAUUGCAACAAAAUAUUUGACGAUUUCCAAAUCAGGAUGAAAAUACAAAAAAAUUUCAAAAUAUUAUUGAAGGCAUCAGAGAAAAUCAUAAUAUUUUGUCUGGAAAUCAGAGAAGUUAUUUUAGGAUAAGGAGUUUGUGACAAUCCUGUUGAAGGUUUAAUUCAUUCUGGGAAAAUCUUUAGGAAGCAAAGACUCGUAGCCGCCCCUGACGAGGAAAGCCGCGCAAGGGCCCCACGGGUCCGCACUUCGAGCAUCAACGAAUGGAACGUUAAGGACUUACAAUUAGAGUUUAUUAGAGGGUCUACUCGUCUAAUUUCCGUCGAUUUUUUUUUUUACCGUGCAGCCCGAAACCGUCGGCCGAAACGUCGACGAUCGCUCGGGGAACCGGUGUCGUUUAGAGUCAAUUCACCUGUGGCAAUUAUUAACAGUAAUUAGGAGGGUUCGCGGGGUGAUCUAGAGGAUUGGGGGAAUAGGAAAUGCACGCGUCCCUCGUCUCCCGUUUCUCAGGACGCUGUCCGAACGUCGAUCAAUUCGAGGGUGCCCUUAAUAGUGUAAUCGAAGUCAAUAAUGUACCUUUUUAGACGUUCUCUCUUAUAAUUAUAAAUAUUAUAAUUCCGUGAAUUGCCCGUCCUUUUAUGAUGUUCCCAUCACCUCCAGCGGUUCCCAGAGGAUCGCAUUCGGGGAAGCCGACGACGAUAUAUCUAUCUCACCUACAUCGAGUACACUUGUACAAAAUACAGCAGAAUGCUUGCACAAAAUGCAGGAGAACGUGAAGCAGUGUUUAACGUUAACGCAAAAUAAUGAAGGUAGAACCGAAGGGCGUCGGGCGUAGCGGAGAUCAGAUGUAAUCGUGUUGUUGAUCUACCGGAAUAUAAUACGUAGAUUUUAUAUCACGACAUUAUGUACUUAGGUUAUAUACAUAUUACCGUAUAUAUACAUAUAUAUAUAUUACCUGAUUAAUUAAGUUUAUACAGCCGUCUCUCCUCUACUUGCAGUAUUAUCCCAGUCUUCGUCGCGUAUAUACGUUUGAAUACGUUCGUACCUGUUAAAUCGUGAAGGAGAGAGCCCUUCCCCGUCCUCUGUUGUACGAUAAGUAAUCAGUUUCUCUUUUUCGGGAUCUCCUCAACGUCUCGCUUCGCAUUUUAAUCCCGCUUUCUUCUUUGUAAUGGCAGACGCAGUCGCGGUCGAUGACAGCUUCGAAAGUAUCAUAAUUAUAACAAACACACUAUUAUAUAACGUAAGACAUAUUAAAAAAAAAAUAAAAGAACUGUAUACAGCAUAAAGAAAGUAGACAUACAACGAAUACAAUUACAUCGGCUGCCG
Acromyrmex echinatior (Panamanian leafcutter ant) is the source of this 8065-nucleotide messenger RNA. Its product is annotated as putative sodium/potassium/calcium exchanger CG1090. Gene Ontology annotation, biological process: calcium ion transmembrane transport; intracellular calcium ion homeostasis. Gene Ontology annotation, molecular function: calcium channel activity; calcium, potassium:sodium antiporter activity. The record is from RefSeq and is a predicted model, not a curated record. Gene Ontology annotation, cellular component: plasma membrane. Lineage: Eukaryota; Metazoa; Arthropoda; Insecta; Hymenoptera; Formicidae.